Messenger RNA from Effrenium voratum, 1242 nucleotides. Lineage: Eukaryota; Dinophyceae; Suessiales; Symbiodiniaceae. The record is from the annotation of a GenBank genome assembly.
AUGCUCUUCCGAUGCAUAGCUGUGUACUGCCUUACCCGCGCAUUCGCAGAUGAGAGUUGCAGCUCUCCUGAAGCGGACAUUGAUACCUGCAUCCCAGAGGAAGAGACUCUCUUGCUCCAAGUUGGAGUAAAAUUGAACCCGGCCUGGAACUCUUCUUUUGACGUGGCUGUGAAUGGCAACCUGACCUUCUCACAGCUCAGCCUGCAUCGAAGUGUGCUGACAAGCGGAGCAUCCUUUGGCCCCAAGACCAGUGCCGCCCUCUUCCUUCUGCUUAGCACCACCUUUGGCUUUCUCUGCCUUUGCGGCAAUGCCAAGCCCUUCAUCACUGCCCCGUACUCUGGCUUUCCAGAUGACGAGGACGAAAGCGAAACGGUGCGGCAGCAGUCCCUUGUCGCGUGCUAUUUUGUCGUCUUCAUGGACGCUUUCGGCUUUGGGGUGUACGCGCCUUUCGUCCCGGUUUUGGCCAAGACGUUCUCUCUGCAAGCCCACGAUAUCGCUACAGUUCUCGCAACCUUUUCCUUGGCCCAAGCGCUGAACACUCCAGUCUUGGGCUACCUCUCAGACCGCUUUGGCCGGCGCCCGGUACUCCUGGCAGCGCUGGCCGCCGAGUCGCUUUCGUACAUCAUCCUCAGCGUGGCCGAAAGCUUCACCAUUUUGCUGAUUGGCUACAUCUUUGCUGGGGCGUUCUGUGCGACCAUAGGUGUGUGCAACGCAUAUAUCGCCUCAGUCUCCACAGAGGAGGACCGGCCCAUUCGAUUGGCCUAUAGCUCGGGGAGCAUCGCGCUGGGGUUGAUGCUGGGCCCGGUGCUGGGGGCGGCGCUGAGCCACCAGGGCUUCGCCGCUGCGGUACGGAUCUGCGCCUUCCUCAGUAUGCUGAACUGGACUUUUGUCUUCAGCUUCAUGGCAGAGUCUCCGCACUUCUUGCUCAGACGGCAGCCCAAGUUCGACAUGGGUUUUCGUUUCGACUCCUUGCCUCGCCUGGCCUGGCCGCUCUUCCUCGGGGCCUUCUUGGGCAACGCCGGCAUCGCUGCGGCGGAGUCCUGCGGGGCGCUGUACGUUAUGGACUCCUACUUCAGGGGCACUCGAAUGACAGCGGUGGAGAGCACCCGCUUCUGGGCGUGGAACAUGUUCAUCUCUGGAGCCGUGGUGAUUAUCAUCACCUACUGGGUCUUCCCAUCCUUGAUGCACAGACUGAAGCAGCAAAGCACCAUGCUGCUAGGCAGGGCGUGUAGUGGUCACUGA